This is a messenger RNA of Symbiodinium sp. CCMP2456, 1761 nucleotides long. The record is from the annotation of a GenBank genome assembly. NCBI's taxonomy places the organism in Eukaryota, Dinophyceae, Suessiales, Symbiodiniaceae.
AUGCAGGCUGAAGGGAUCUCCAAGGUGGCUGCCCCAGUUGCAGGUCUACAAGAGGUUAACCUCCGGCCGAUGCAGGUUGCUUACAAUUUGCAUCUCGUUUCCCUCAAUGUCUUGUCCAUGUUUGAGACUGAUGCCCCCAAAGGUCGCAAGCAAAGAGUCCCCCAAGCAGGGAUGCUGGUGGCAGGGAAGAAAGACGUUCUACGUGAGCAGUUUUCGCGAGCCCAGAUUUGGGCGGCAGGUCUGCAAGAGACCAGAUUGCCAGCCAGCGGCGUGCUCCCGGAUCGGGAUUUCUACAUCCUUAACACGGCAGCCACGGUGCAAGUCGAGGCUCCCCGGCUCAGCAUUACCAUUCUUGUGGCACGCUGCCCACGAUACCUAGGGGAGGGACAGGAAGCUCGAGAAUUCUGGGACUCGCGAGCCCAGGAAGUAUGCAAUCGGCCGGAGCAGUCCGAAUUGAUUGCUAUGAUUGACUCCAACAGUCAUGUUGGCUCCGUGCACACCGAAGCCGUAGGUGGACUUGACCCAGAGGAAGAGAAUGAGGCCGGAGCCCUCUUCCACACUUUUCUCUUGCGGACUGGUCUCAUGGCCCCGUCUACUUUUCCAGAGUAUCAUACGGGGCAGUCUUGGACAUGGGUCUCAGCGCGAGGAGACGAUGCCCGCUACCGUCUGGAUUUUGUCUGCAUACCGCAAUCUUGGGCUGAUUUCAAUAUCAGCUCACGUGUCUGGACAGAGUUCGAGGCUUUGCAAGCAAGAGACGACCAUUAUCCUGUUUGGGCCCAGGCAGUGUUCGGCAGGGCGGCACCAGUCCAAGGUUUCACCGACAGCUUCAACCGAUUGGGGCUUCCGCACUGGACCGUUGAUGUGGACUCCCACCGCGAUCAGGUGUACCAUCGAAUCCUGAGAGAUAAGCUCAUGGCCUCUUUCGCCACUGUCCGAGCGGAUUUGCAGGCUGGGCAGAUGCCGGGAAUUGGUGUCGAAAGCAUCUCCUUGAUGGUGCGGUCCUUUCAGGUUUGGGUGUGGGCGGAACUGCAUGACCAUCUUACGGCAGCGGCACACAUCGCUGAGGCUACGAACUUCAAGCGGGAUGAGAAGAUCGACAGGUUCGUCGAAGAGCAUUCCCUGAGCGAGGCUGCGAGGUGCCGGCUGGUCGAGCUGCGCGUUCGCAGAAAAGCGGAGCAGGACGAGGACCUGCAGAAGCUGGCGCAGCAUCUCUGCAUUUGCGCCGACCGGUCCUUUACAGCCAUCUCACUGGUCAAAAAGGUCGUGCAGGGCAGGAUCGAUGACUUCCCUGACAUGACCCGGGCUGUAGCUAUCGCCGAACGGUUCCAGCUGGAUGAGGCCUCGUUGCGGAAGCUCCGCGACAUCGUUGAAAAGCGGGCCGAGGACCUCGCCGUGGUGUUGGCUCACCUGGAGGAGGUUCUGGCAGCAGCAUACUCGCCUUCGGCGACCCUGGUCAAGGUGGCGCCUACGCUUCUGUCUGGUGAGCUGCUCGCUCCGGAGGAGAUCGAAGUUCUGAAGCUCGAGGCGCGUCAGCAGGCGCGCAAAGAGGAGCUCAAGCGGAAGGCUCAGAAGAAGCAGAAGAAAGAGAAGAAGGAGAAGAAGGCGAAGAAGAAGAAGAGCAGCUCGGGCUCGGAGAGUUCCGACUCCUCGGGCUCCUCGAGCUCCAGCAGCUCCAAGAAGAAGCGAAAGCAGAAGGAGAAGAAAGCCAAGAAGGCCAAGAAGAAGGACAAGAAGUCGAAGAAGGACAAGAAGUCAAAGUGA